Molecule: messenger RNA, 3119 nt
Organism: Mangifera indica (mango)
Lineage: Eukaryota; Viridiplantae; Streptophyta; Magnoliopsida; Sapindales; Anacardiaceae
Product: nuclear cap-binding protein subunit 1-like
Exons: 19
Coding region: 180-2774 (864 amino acids)
Biological process (GO): nuclear-transcribed mRNA catabolic process, nonsense-mediated decay; mRNA export from nucleus
Cellular component (GO): nuclear cap binding complex; nucleus
Molecular function (GO): mRNA binding; RNA cap binding; protein binding
Source: RefSeq, a predicted model, not a curated record
GUUUUAUUUUAGGUUUGCAAGCUGAAUCCUGCACCCCCUGCAAGUCCCUCCCAGUCUCUCACUCACUCCGUAACUUAAUUCUUCUCCUUCUUCUCAUCUGGAGGAGCAAAGUUCUUCUCCGCUUCCGUUUCGCUCGCUUCUCAAACUUCACGAGGAAGAUUGAUAGAGAGAGACGUAGAAUGAGCAGUUGGAAGAGUCUCCUCUUACGAAUCGGCGACAAGUGUCCCGAGUAUGGCACCUCUGGCGACUUCAAAGAUCACAUUGAAACAUGCUUCAGCUUACUUCGGCGAGAGCUCGAACACUCAGCUAACGAUAUUUUGCCCUACCUUCUACAAUGUGCGCAAAAAAUUCCUCACAAAAUUCCUUUAUAUGGGACAUUGGUUGGUUUGUUGAACUUGGAAAAUGAGGACUUCGUUAAGAAACUAGUGGAGAAUACUCAAACUACUUUUCAGGAUGCCUUAGGUUCUGGAAACUGUGAUCAAAUUCGUAUUUUGAUGCGAUUUCUAACUGCUAUGAUGUGUAGCAAAGUUCUACAACCUGGUUCGCUUGUAGUUGUUUUUGAAACAUUAUUAUCAUCAGCUGCAACUACAGUUGAUGAGGAGAAAGGAAAUCCCUCAUGGCAAGCAUGUGCUGAUUUUUACGUAACAUGCAUCUUGUCUUGUCUCCCAUGGGGAGGUGCAGAACUUGUUGAGCAAGUCCCUGAAGAAAUUGAUAGGGUCAUGGUUGGCUUAGAAGCCUAUUUAAGCAUUAGAAGGCGUGCUACAGACACUGGUUUGUCUUUCUUUGAGGAGGAUGAUGAUGAGUCUGGGAAGGGUGUUGUUGAAAAGGAUUUCUUGGAAGAUUUGUGGGAGCGGAUUCAAACCCUAUCAAACAAUGGAUGGAAAGUUGAUAGUGUUCCAAGGCCUCACCUUUCAUUUGAAGCUCAACUGGUUUCUGGGAAGUCUCAUGAAUUUGGGGCAAUAAACUGCCCUGAGCAACCUAAUCCAGCUUCAACGUUUUCUGGGACAACUUAUGGUGAACAAAAGCAUGAAGCAGAGUUGAAGUAUCCUCAAAGGAUACGCAGGCUUAAUAUAUUUUCGACAAGUAAGAGUGAGGAUAUGCAACCUAUUGAUCGCGUCAUUGUGGAGGAGUACUUGCUGGAUGUGCUUUUGUUCUUCAGUGGCUGUCGAAAGGAAUGUGCUUCUUUCAUGGUCAGUUUGCCUGUGCCCUUCCGAUAUGAGUAUAUUAUGGCAGAGACCAUCUUCUCACAGUUGCUUUUGCUACCUCAACCCCCAUUCAAGCCAAUAUAUUACACAUUGGUUAUUAUGGAUCUCUGUAAGGCUCUUCCUGGGGCCUUUCCUGCAGUUGUUGCUGGUGCAGUCCGUGCACUUUUUGAGAAAAUAGCUGACUUGGAUAUGGAGUGCCAGACACGGUUUAUUACAUGGUUUUCACACCACCUAUCAAACUUCCAAUUUAUCUGGCCUUGGGAAGAAUGGGCUUAUGUCUUAGAACUCCCUAAGUGGGCUCCACAACGAUUGUUUGUUCAAGAGGUGUUGGAAAGGGAAGUUCGUCUAUCAUACUGGGACAAAGUUAAGCAGAGCAUUGAGAAUGCCCCUGCUUUAGAAGAGUUGCUUCCCCCAAAAGGCAGUCCAAAUUUCAAGUACAGUGUGGAAGAUGAUCAAGAAAAAUAUGAGGAAUAUACACUUUCUGCAGAACUAACUAGUAAGGUCAAAGGAAGGCAAAGUGCACGUGAAAUAAUUGCAUGGGUAGAAGAAAGCAUAUAUCCUGUUCAUGGUUUGGAAGUAACCCUCAGUGUAGUGGUACAGACACUUCUUGAUAUUGGAUCCAAGAGUUUCACUCAUUUGAUCACUGUCUUGGAGAGGUACGGCCAAGUCAUUUCAAAAAUUUGUCCUGAUCAGGACAAGCAAGUGAUGCUGAUAGCAGAAGUGAGUUCUUACUGGAAGAACAAUGCACAAAUAACAGCCAUAGCAAUUGAUAGAAUGAUGGGUUACCGUCUUAUUUCUAAUUUGGCUAUUGUGAGAUGGGUCUUCUCUCCAGCGAACAUUGACCAAUUUCAUACAUCUUAUCAUCCAUGGGAGAUCCUCAGAAAUGCAGUUAACAAAACAUAUAAUCGUAUCUGUGACCUAAGGAAGGAGAUUGCAUCUCUUAAGAAGGAUGUUGCAUUAACCCAAGAAGCCGCGGCAAAGGCCAAAGCAGAUUUGGAGGCUGCUGAGUCAAAACUUACACUGGUAGAUGGUGAACCUGUUCUUGGUGAAAACCCUGCAAGGACAAACCGUUUGAAAUUACAAGCUGAAAAAACAAAGAAAGAGGAGGUAUCAGCCCAGGAAACUUUAGAAGCCAAGGAGGCUCUUUUUGUUCGAGCAGUAGAUGAGAAUGAGUCGUUGUUCCUUUCUCUUUACAAAAGUUUCUCAACUGUAUUGAGUGAACGCCUGCCUGAUGCAUCAAGAACUGGUACAAUGCGGGAAUUUAAGUCUGUCCCUGCAGAUGCCAUGGCCAUUGACACUGAAGAAUCAUCAGCAAUGGACUUGGACAAUGAGAAUGGAAGACCUAAAAACAGUCAGUCAAACGGCGGGAACACAACUGAUAUUUACAACAUAGGUGAAAAAGAGCAAUGGUGUCUAACAACACUGGGCUACGUCAAGGCCUUCUCAAGGCAGUAUGCUUCUGAGAUAUGGCCCUGUAUCAAGAAGCUGGAAGCUGAGGUACUAACUGAAGAUGUGCAUCCUCUUUUCCGUAAAGCAGUUUACUCCGGACUAGGUUGGCCGAUCAACUAAGUCUAGUCUGGUAAUUCAUUGUUGUAAGUUACAAAAUUUUAAGAGUCUUUUGUCUAACGUAGAUGACAUAGACAGAUGAAAGGGAAAGAAACCAUGUUUAGUGACAACGUUCAAGUAGGUCUCGAUUUAAAUCUGAUUCAACUAUCUGGUAGAUUAAUGAACAAAACAAAAUAUCAGCGGCUAAGAUGAUGAACGGAUUAUUCUGUGUAGAAAUAAUUAUUAUUUAGCUGUAGUAUAGCUUUAGUCACAGAGCUGAGUGGUGAUAUUAGAGCAAACGUUGGUCUUGGACCGCAGUCUGCCAUUAGAGUUGUAUAAUUGCUGUUGUAGAAACAUGAUUUUAUUUUA